Messenger RNA from Pelobates fuscus (common spadefoot toad), 7222 nucleotides. It is a transcript of the gene RIF1, whose product is annotated as replication timing regulatory factor 1. The transcript is spliced from 37 exons. NCBI's taxonomy places the organism in Eukaryota, Metazoa, Chordata, Amphibia, Anura, Pelobatidae. The record is from RefSeq and is a predicted model, not a curated record. Gene Ontology annotation, cellular component: nucleus. Bases 119 to 7165 code for a protein of 2348 amino acids. Gene Ontology annotation, biological process: telomere maintenance.
GGGGCAGGUGUCUGCAGAGCGCGGGGAAAUCAGGUGCGGCGACCCGGGAGAGACGGAGCCUGGGCCCCUCUGAACGCAGACCGACUCUUAUAGAUGACUUGAGACGUGUGCUGAAAAAAUGGCUGUUUGUUCAGAGGAAUCGCGUCUGCUACCUUUAUUAGAAACUUUGGAGGACUCUUCUUGUUCACAUACAGAACAAACAGAUGCAUAUCUUUCCCUUGUUAGCCGUAUAAGUGGAGAAGACAGCAAGGAGUUUAUGGUGCUUGUUGAAGGGCAAUUUCAACGACUCUGCAAAGUAUUUAAGGCACACAUUUCUCAUGCGAACUCUGAUCUUGGGAAUGCUGCACUACAGGCAUUGGGAUUUUGUGUAUUUAACAGCAAAAUUGCAUCCGGUUUAUCAGCUCCUGAGAUUGAAGAAUUGAUUUUAACUUUGAACAGUAUUGCUGCUAAGGGGACAGAUAAAAAUAGAUGCACACGAGCACUUUGGGUGAUUUCAAAACAAAGCUUCUCCUCUGAAGAAGUUGGAAAAGCAGUACCCUCUAUACUUUCUACAUUAGAAAGUGUUCUUAACAAAGAUGUUCAGUCACUUGUUAUUGAGUAUGAAGCACUAAAUGUUAUUAUCCGACUCUUGGACCAGGCUCCUACACAGAUGACAGAUGAAGCUGUGAGAUGGGCUAAGCUCAUUAUCCCUUUGGUAGUUCAUUCUGCUCCCAAAGUUAGGUUAAGGAGUGCAACUGCUUUAGAAAUUGGAAUGCCGGUUUUGCUUAAGAAACAGCAGGAAGUGGCAGUUGUAACAGAACAGCUGAUGUCGUCUAAAAUCCUUGCUGAAAUGCAGAAACUCUUUGCAAGUAAAAAUGAGACGUAUGUGUUGAAAUUGUGGCCAUUAUUUGUUAAAUUACUUGGAAAGACAUUACAUCGCAGUGGGACAUUCAUUAAUUCUCUACUGCAGCUUGAAGAAUUGGGUUUUCGAAGUGGAUCGCCUGCAGUGAAGAAAAUUGCAUUCAUUGCUUGGAAGAGCCUUAUUGAUAAUUUUGCAUUAAAUCCAGAUAUCCUUUGCAGUACAAAGAGACUGAAACUGCUUAUGCAGCCUCUAAGUUCUAUUCAUGUCAGGACAGAGGCCCUGGCACUGACCAAGAUCGAAGUAUGGUGGUAUCUUUUGAUGAGACUUGGAUCUCAGCUUCAUCUACAUUUUGAGCAGGUGUGCUUACCAUUGAUACAAAGUGCUUUAAGUGUUGAGUCAUCCACAGUACAAUCUACCCCCUUAAGGUCAUCUAAUCACAGUAUAACUGCAUCUACACCACUUCAGAAAGGCACUUACUCAUUCUCAAGUCCUACAACUCCAAAAAUUAGCUUGAACUCCAGCCUUUUGACUUCAGUGGCUUUUCCAUCUGUUCACCUUUUGGGAAUCGAAAUGAUGCUUCAUUUUCUACUUGGUCCGGAAGUUGUAAAAUUUGCCAACCAGCACAAGCUUGUGCUUAGCUUAGAACCUCUUCAGCAUCCCUUAAUCAGUAGUUCUUCGUUCUUCUGUAAGCAUGCUGCUGUCCUGCUGGCCUCCGUGCAAGAUGGAUUUAUUGUCAUAGGAAAAGAUGCUUCUGGGGUAGUGGUAAAUGCUAUAUGGAAAGAUAUGAUCGCUUUUGUGAAGGCAGCCAUGGAUACAGGUAACAAAAAGGACCGACAAGGUUCAGAAGUGCUAACCCACUUAUUACAAGCAUUGAAAAAUAUCAUCACUUCUGAUGUUCUUCAGGUGGAAAAGUCAAUGAACAUGCUGGGGUGCACCGUAAAGGGACUACCUCAAAAAAUUCUUGGAUCUGCAGCAUAUCAGGUGGCAAAUAUGGAUCUUCUUAAUGGUACCCCAGCUCUGUUUUUGAUACAGCUGCAUUUUCAUGGUCCUAUUCUAGAACAUGGGAUCUCCUCAGAAAGGUACUUUAUAAACUUUGAGACACUUGUGAACUAUGUACUGUCAGGUCAAACAUCUCCUCUGGCAUUUAGUGAAUCUGUCCUUGUUGAGUUGAACCAGUGUGCAAAGGUCCUUGAGAAAGAAACUCUGUGGCGUAUGUGGAGUAUUCUAAUAAAUCCACUGACUGAACGCAUUAAUCAGACCAAUGAAGUGAAUCAGGGAGAUGCUCUCGAACAUAACUUCAGUGCAAUGCAUAGUUCGUUAAUGCUACCCAUUAGCCAUAUAUUCCCAAUCACUGGCUUUUCUCAGCCCACAAUGAAGACUUUGAUGCGAACCUGGUCAGAACUAUACAAAGCUUUUGCACGCUGUGCAGCGCUGGUUACAACCACUGACGAAAACGUGUGCUGUGAAGAACUGUGUUCAAGAAUUCUUUCUGUUUUUUGCGAGUGUCCCUCAGGGUUGCAGUUUUUAGAAAGGAUUGUUCAAGUUGUCACAAUAAUAGUGGAAUGUUUCAACUUUUCCCCAUAUACCACCAAAUGUCAGCCAAAAACAAAAGCUCCACACACUCCAACUGAAUGGUCUAAGAGGAAGAAGGAACCACUAGGAAAUCUGAAUUCUUUGUUGAAAUUAUUUAUUCAAAUAAUGGACUGUUUCCAUACUCUGAGCGCUGAUGAAUCUGUGUUAGAAACAAGUUCUCAGACGCUAGUAUCUGUUGGUGGUUCAGUCAUUGGAGCUUUGUCUACAUGCAUCAGCCAUAUAACGUUGCCUUCCCUACUUAGAAUGGGGUUUGUGAUGCUUACUAAGCCUAUCUCCCUUUUCUUUGACAAAACAAAGUCUGAAUCUUCUAAAGUCUACAGUAGUCUUGGCAGUAAGUUGGAUAGGUUUAUUGCAGAUGGCUUCCUUAGCCUUGGGUCACGUUACACUGGAUCUUAUGACAGCGAGUUGCUUGAAGCUCUGUCUCCCUUGCUCUGUGCUAUAUUUCUGCAUAAAAACAAGCAGAUCCGGAAUCAAGUGGCUCAGUUCUGGAAUGGAUCAUUUGGGAAAGCUACAGGGCUACUGUAUCCAGAGGAACUAAAACCAGUGUUAAGCCAAGUGAAAUCCAAAACACCUCUUCUGUUGCCUGGAUUCACAUAUUCGAAUUCCACAGAGGAAUUAAGUGGUCCCUAUUCUGACAACACUGAUAAUUCACAAUUAGAAACAAAGAUAAGUGGGAUUGAGGUUAAGUCGGCUGGCAAACGUGACUCUUUAUUGUCCAGAGCUGAGGAGCUUAAAGAGAAAGAAACUCCAAUCCGACCAUCACAGGUCAAGGUAAAAUUGGAUUUCUCUUCACCCAAACGUAAACUGAAGCUCUUAGAAGAGGAGCAGUCCGUUGACUUUGUGUUUAUACCGCCAGAAACAAAAGAGCGUGUUUUAACCGAACACCAGAAAGAAGUUCUCAGAACAAAAAGGGUGGAUAUACCUACCAUGUAUAACAAUUUGGAUGCUUCUCAAGACACUAACUUGUUCAGUCAAUAUUCUCAGAGCCAAGAAAAUUAUUUGGAAAAAACAGCUGGAUCUGAAGAAUUAAAAGAUCGCAGGGAGUCAAAGGAAAACAUGCCGGAAACAUUGUCAACAGAGCAAGAGCCAAAUAAAGUAACACAUUUGAAUGCAGAUGUCGAAAUGUUGGACAAUAAAGAACAACCUCCAGAAGUAUUAAAUGAAUCUAUAAUCAAAGAGACCGAAAAGGAAUCUCCGAACUCUUCAAAUGUCAGCAACAGCUCUGUCUCUUCAGAUAUGGUCUUGGGUACUCCACCACAGCCUACAAGUCGAAGGCAAUCCUUUAUUACAUUAGAAAAGUUUGAUCAUUCACCAAAUAGAACUUUUAGCCCCGUUCCAAUUGCCAAGUUUCCAAAAGCCGCUGUAGUUACUUUAGUUCCAGACAGCCAAGAAACUGUGGCUAUGGAAAGUGAUGAAAAUAAAGAUGUGUCUCUGAAAGACAAUAAAGAAUCUUUAAAUACUAAGCUGCCAAAAUCGGUUUCCAAAAGAAGAAAGCCCAAAACUUCUCAAAUGAGUGAGAACCCUGAAGACAAACGUUCUGCUUCUGAAGAACUUAAUCCUGAAGGCACCAAUGAAUCCUUAACAAAGUUAGAUGCCAAAUGUGAAGAACUUAAAGAUUCUAUAGCAGACUCUGAAACCCAGGAGCAAGGUCCAAAGCCUGUAGAAAAUUCUGAGAAUACACUAGUAGGAAACUGUGCUUUAAAGAAUGUGGAGUCAAAGGAAAACACCCCUCCUGAGACUGGGAGCAACUCUCAAAAUGAAAAUUAUCAGGCACCUUCUACAAAUAAAAUUUCUUUGAGAAGGUCAUCAAGAAGACAAUCAGAAAUAAUAGAAGUAGUUAGAAGUGAAAAUGUGAGCCAAAGGAGAGAGCAGACAAAAAAUGAGGAAAAAUCAUCCGUCCAGAAGAAAGGGGCACAAUCUAAAGAGAACUUACGCCAACAGCAACAAGAAAAGGUUGAAAAGCGGCAAAGUGAAGAGGAUAAUAUAUUGGACCAUACUCUAACACGGAGUUCUCUGUCAGAAUCAAAAAUUGAUGAAAAAGCAAAGACUGCUGAUGUAAACCAAAGCGAAGAGGUAACCGAUUCUAAUGUAAGCAGAGAAAGCGAGGAGGUAACUAGAAGUAGGCCUAGAUAUCAGACAAGGAGAUCUUUGCAAGCGCUGAAGACUGGUGUUGAAAAUUCAGAGUCUGACAAUUCAGAGACCAGAGAAGAAAACGGUAAACGGCGGCGGACCUCAAAAAGUAAACCAAAAAGUGCUGAUCUCUCUGGCAAGGAUGAUCAUUCUGAAAGUACUCUGCUUUCUGAGAUGGAAAACAAUCCUAAAGCAGAAACACUUUCUUCUCUUAAAAAUAUAGAGCCUGUUUCAGGAAAGGACCUUGAAGUAGAUGGUUCUCAAACUACAAGCUUGGACAAUAAAACUUGCGCAAUUGUUAUGGAAAAUGUUGGUGCAAAUUCAAUUAUCCUAGAUAAAGCUAGCGUGGAACCUGAGCAUUCAUUAUGCCCUGAGGAAAACAAAACCUAUGAUAUCACAAAGAAUGACCCUGAACCCUCCUUAUCUACAAAGGAGGAAAAUAAAACUUACAAUAUCACAAAUAAUGACCCUGAACCCUCAUCUAAAAAGGAGGAUUAUAAAACCUUUGACAUUACAAAGAAUGACCCUGAACCCUCAUCUAAAAAGGAGGAUUAUAAAACCUUUGACAUUACAAAGUAUGACCCUGAACCCUCAUCUAAGAAGGAGGAUUAUAAAACCUUUGACAUUACAAAGAAUGACCCUGACCCUUCCUUUCACACCAAAGUAGAAAACAAAACUUAUAGCAUUACAGAAAACGCCCCAUCUGUCUGUAGCACAAUACAAAGUUUGUUGACAGAGCCUGCAACUGGCGACUUCUCAACUGCAGUUUCUGAUGUUUUCCCGCAGUCGGAAAGUAAGUUAGAGGAGUCACCUGAUUGUCCCCAUAAAAGGAGAAGACGUGUUAGACGGUCAAAGAGUUGCGAUUGUUGUUCUGAAAUAUCGCUUAAACAGCACAAGUCUGUUACAGAAGAAACUAUUAAAGCGAGAGUGCCUCCCAACAUUUGUGUUUCAAAUGUGUCCUCUGCUGAUUUGCCGUUUGAUGAUACGCUCUUUUCUGGACCAUGUGCGGUUAGCACACCUCUAGUUAUGGAAAAUAAUGAUCCUUGCUUUUUCAAACCCAGUGUUAGUGAUGUCAAAUAUGAUACAGAAUCAGAACAGGAGCACACAUUGGUUCCAUUAAGUGAAGUCAGCCAAGCAGAAAUAACUCAAGUAUGUGUCCUUACAAAAACUGUUGUGGAUCAUCCUGUAUUGUCUGAACCUAUAGGUGAUGAGUCUGUAAUUUCUGAACAGUCAGAAUCUCAACCUGAGAGAACUAAUUUGGAAAUCAAUAAUGCACAAGCUAAAUGUUCAGAUAAUGAAGAACCUCCUGCAUGGCAUGUAAACUUGGUUCCAAUCAGCUGUAAGACUUUUGAGGUAGUAACAACUGUGUCUACGAUGAAUGAAGUCAAUGAAGAGAUGGAAACUGAAAUGGACAAAUCUGAAGUUGUAGUUGUGGAAAAUGAUUCCUCAAAGACUAAGCCAAUGGAAGAGUCUGUUAGUGCUUUGGAACCGGACAGUUCGCUUGUCAGAGUCCAAGAACAACUUGAAGACCUGCCUGCUGUUCAAACAGAAGAAUGUGCAGCUCCUACUGAAAUAAAAAAAAAUGACAUUGAAGGUGUCCUCGAUGGAAGGUUUGCCACAGAUUCUCCUCCUAAGAUUAAAGGAUUAGUAGCUUUAACGUCUGCUAAUGAUAGUCCUAGUGGAUACUGCAGCUGGUCACCGUCGGCAUCUCCAUCGACUAGCAUAUUAAAGAAAGGCAUAAAGAGACAACAGGAUAAUGACUCUCCGUCACCAAUUAACAAGAUACGAAGAGUCUCGUUUGCAGAUCCAAUAUAUCAGGAAGGAUUGGCAGAUGACAUUGACAGGAGAAGUCCUGUUAUAAGGAGUCAAAACAGCUCUCCAUCCUCUAGAAGUCUCAAAAUGUUAACAGCCUGUCAGCCGAAGCUUAAUACAACUCCCACCAAAGGAUUUCUUUCUCCGGGAUCACGCACACUUGGAAUUAAAAGCUCAAAGAAAAAUUUGAUUUCAGAAAUGACCAAAGAAUCUAUGCCUUCUCCUAAGGAAAGUGUGUAUCCUGCUCUAAUGAACUGCACAACACCAAUAGAUGUCAUCUUACCUCAGAUUACAUCUAAUAUGUGGGCUAGAGGACUGGGCCAACUCAUACGAGCAAAGAAUAUUAAGACUGUCGGUGACCUCAGCACAUUGACUCCUUCAGAAAUCAAAACUCUUCCGAUCCGGUCUCCCAAAAUUUCUACAGUGAAGAAAGCUCUGAGGGUGUAUCACGAGCAGCAGACCAAGUCUAAAGGGUUUGAUUUAUUUGCUGUCCUUGGAGAGACUGAAAAGCCUUUGAAUGGUAUUGAUGAGAAAACCUCUUCUGCCGAUGAAGAGAAACUUGCAACAGACUUGAUUGAACAGUCGGCCACUGCUAUAGACACACCUCCGACUCCAGACAUAUUAUCUCAAAUUGCUGCACUUUCCCUCCAGCUUUCUACCGAGGAUCUCGGCAAAUAUUCAGGAAGCCAACUCUUUGAAAUGCAAGAUAAACUAGCAGGCAUGUCUGGCUGCAUCCUAAAACAUCUGCAAUCCCAAUGGAGGUCUCCUCCUCAUUCAGGCUCGGUCUAAUUUUGGGAUUGGACCGGGAUGACUUUUCCUUAAAUGUAUUUGGGUUUGUUAGUUGUG